AUGCAGGCCAAAAAACGCUACCUUCUGCUGUCAGCCGGCGCCGGUCUGCUGUUGCUCAUCUACCUGGCGGGAGUGCGGAUCGGGCGGCUGUCCGCAGCGAGGAGACAGAGCCGACGGUGGGCUGCGGCCGAUGGCUCCUCGUCGGCUCCCGACCGCUGGCCUGAGUGGUCCAACUCGUUGCAGGGUUUCUCGGUCGGGGACCAGCCCGAGAAUGAAGAGUUCGGUCAACGCGGCUCCCCCCGGCACAAGAGGGAGAUUAACACCAGCGUGUACAAGGGCAAGAAGUGCCGCAUGGACUCUUGCUUCGACUUUUCCCUGUGUCACAAAAACGGUUUCAAAGUCUACGUCUACCCGCAGCAGAAAGGGGAGAAAACGUCCGAGAGUUACCAGAACAUCCUGGCAGCCAUCGAGAACUCCAAGUUUUAUACCUCGGACCCGAGACAGGCUUGUCUCUUCGUGCUAAGUUUGGACACUUUAGAUCGCGAUCAGCUUUCGCCUCAGUACGUACAUAAUCUAAAAACUAAAGUUCAGAGUCUGUACUUGUGGAACAAUGGCAGGAACCACUUGAUUUUUAAUCUCUAUUCGGGAACUUGGCCCGAUUACACGGAAGACCUGGGCUUCGAUAUCGGCCAGGCGAUGUUAGCUAAAGCCAGCAUCAGUACUGAAAAUUUUAGGAGCAAUUUUGACGUUUCCAUACCGCUCUUUUCUAAAGAGCACCCAAGGACCGGAGGAGAGAAGGGUUAUAUGCUUUUCAAUAACAUCCCUCCCUUGAGAAAGUACUUACUGGUAUUUAAAGGGAAAAGAUAUUUGACUGGCAUAGGCUCUGAUACCAGGAAUGCCUUAUAUCAUGUCCAUAAUGCAGAGGAUAUUGUCCUCUUAACGACCUGUAAACAUGGAAAAGACUGGCAGAAACAUAAAGAUGCCCGCUGUGAUAAAGACAACAGUGAAUAUGAAAGAUAUGAUUAUCGUGAAAUGUUGCAUAAUUCCACCUUCUGUUUGGUUCCACGUGGUCGUAGAUUGGGAUCUUUCCGGUUUCUGGAGGCUUUACAGGUUAUUGUGUUAUGGGACUGUGACAAACCUUUGCCAGCCAAACAUCGGUGGCCCUCCACUGCUGUCCCUGUAUUGGUAAUCGAAGGGGAAAAUAAAGUUAUGAGCAGUCGUUUUCUUCCCUAUGAUGCCAUCAAUACGCAUGCAGUACUUAGCCUUGAUGAAGACACUGUUCUUUCUACCACUGAGGUGGAUUUUGCCUUCAUUGUGUGGCAAAGCUUCCCUGAGAGAAUUGUGGGAUACCCAGCUCGCAGUCAUUUCUGGGACAGCACUAAGGAAAGAUGGGGUUACACCUCUAAAUGGACCAAUGAUUACUCUAUGGUCCUAACAGGCGCUGCUUUCUACCAUAGGGCAUUGGUGCGUCCCUUGCCGCUUGUUGUGUACAUUAAUGAUCUAGACAUGAACGUAGGAAGUGAGAUCAGUUAA
Molecule: messenger RNA, 1473 nt
Organism: Rhincodon typus (whale shark)
Lineage: Eukaryota; Metazoa; Chordata; Chondrichthyes; Orectolobiformes; Rhincodontidae
Product: exostosin-1-like
Exons: 6
Coding region: 1-1473 (490 amino acids)
Cellular component (GO): membrane
Molecular function (GO): glycosyltransferase activity
Source: RefSeq, a predicted model, not a curated record